This is a messenger RNA of Xenopus laevis (African clawed frog), 1166 nucleotides long. It is a transcript of the gene pafah1b3.S, whose product is annotated as platelet activating factor acetylhydrolase 1b catalytic subunit 3 S homeolog. NCBI's taxonomy places the organism in Eukaryota, Metazoa, Chordata, Amphibia, Anura, Pipidae. Gene Ontology annotation, cellular component: cytoplasm. Gene Ontology annotation, molecular function: 1-alkyl-2-acetylglycerophosphocholine esterase activity; platelet-activating factor acetyltransferase activity. The record is from RefSeq and is marked provisional.
CAGCUAGAUCAGACGAAGGGCGGGGUUCCCCUUCCAAUCGAGGUGGAAUGGUGCAGGCCAAGAGGGAGGAUUCUUUCAUUGGAGAAAGAGCAAGUGAAAAGGGAGUGCAGGAUGAGUGAAGAAGAGCAGAACCCAGCUGCCGUUCCCACUCCUAUGUCUGAUGUCCAGGGUGAUGGGCGCUGGAUGUCUAUGCACAAUCAUUUUGUGUCCAGCAGCAAAGACAAGGAGCCUGAAGUAGUGUUCAUGGGAGACUCCAACGUCCAGAUAAUGCACCAGUUUGAGGUCUGGAGGGAGCUUUUCUCCCCACUCCAUGCUCUGAAUUUCGGUGGGUUAAGUGAUGGAACACAACAUGUUUUGUGGAGACUGGAAAAUGGAGAACUUGAUCACGUCAAACCCAAGAUCAUAGUCCUGUGGGUCGGCACAUAUAACCAAGGGCACAGUGCUGAACAGAUUGCAGGAGGAAUUAUUGCCAUCAUCCGGUGUAUCAAUCAGAGGCAACCGCAAGCCAAAGUCAUUGUAAUGGCCUUGCUCCCACGCGGAAAGAACCCAAACUGUUUACGGAACAGGAAUCUACAAGUGAACAAAUUACUGGAGAAAGAUCUGCCCUCACUGCCCAACGCAUUCCUGUUAGAUGCUGACCCGGGCUUCGUGCAUUCCGACGGCACCAUCAGUCACCAUGACAUGUAUGAUUAUCUGCACUUGAGCCGGCACGGCUACGCCCGAGUGUGCCCCACGUUGCACCGUACACUUCUGCAGCUUCUGGAAGGCACGGGCACCCCCCCUGAUCAGUAAGCACCAACCAGCAAGGGGGGGGGAAUCAGGAGUGAUGGUACCGGAGAUGGUGUAAGUUCCUUACAUUGGGGCAGAAGGCAAGUACGGCAAAAGAGUCUCCUGGAAUAGUGGAUCAGGCGCAUUAGUAGCUAGUCAUUUCCCUAGAAGAGUAGGAUUGAACCAACUAACUGCCUCAAUUACAUCCAAAACUGCCCCUAGGGAGGGCAGCACAGACUCUCUUUUUCCCUUUUCUUGGCAUGUGGUUCUGCGGCAUCUCGUUGUUUUAUUUCCCUUGUAUUGUGUCAUAUUUGUGUAUUUGUAUCCCAAGUCUAUCACUCUAUCGCUCUAUCACUUGCACUCAGAGCCAUAUAAUAAACCUGUUUUUUUUUACUUUA